This is a messenger RNA of Raphanus sativus (radish), 2454 nucleotides long. RefSeq names its product probable ribose-5-phosphate isomerase 2. Gene Ontology annotation, biological process: pentose-phosphate shunt, non-oxidative branch. The coding region runs from base 271 to 1083 and encodes 270 amino acids. The transcript has a single exon. Lineage: Eukaryota; Viridiplantae; Streptophyta; Magnoliopsida; Brassicales; Brassicaceae. The record is from RefSeq and is a predicted model, not a curated record. Gene Ontology annotation, molecular function: ribose-5-phosphate isomerase activity.
AUUCGUCUGUACUUCCACAAACCCUAUCUUCAGUAGUCUUCACUUUCCAUUCUCCGCCACCACACAAACAUAUGCUUUCUUCUUCAUACUCUCUAUUUAUACAAACAUUUCAUUCGACCUUUCUCUAUUCAUUCCCUCCUCCCAAUACUUUCUCCAAAAUAUUUUUUUUUCCUUCUCAUUCCACACAAAAUUCUUUUUCUGGGUUCCUAAAUUUGAUUUACAUUCAUUGAUUUGAUUUAUCUAUUGAAUUUGUAGUUGAGGAAGUUUCCAAUGGCGCUUGCCCAUGAUCCUCUCUUCAUUACAUCCGACAAAUCCCCCAUUGAUAUCACCUCUACUCCGCCUCCUUCUUCAAUGAUGAUAUUAACCCAAGACGAGCUCAAACGAAUCGCCGCUUACAAAGCCGUAGACUUCGUCAAAUCCGGCAUGGUCCUCGGCCUCGGCACCGGCUCCACCGCCAAACACGCCGUCGACCGAAUCGGCGAGCUUCUCCGUCGAGGCGAGCUCGAGAACAUCGUCGGGAUACCCACGUCCAAGAAGACGCAGGAGCAGGCUCUCUCCCUCGGCAUCCCUCUCUCCGACCUCGACUCCCACCCCGUCAUCGACCUCUCCAUCGACGGCGCCGACGAGGUCGACCCUCGUCUCAACCUCGUGAAAGGCCGAGGAGGGUCUCUGCUCCGGGAGAAGAUGAUCGAGGGAGCUUCCAAGAAGUUCGUGGUGAUCGUCGACGAGUCGAAGAUGGUGAAGCAUAUCGGUGGAAGCAAGCUGGCUCUUCCGGUGGAGGUUGUGCCUUUCUGCUGGGAGUUCACGGCGGAGAGGCUACGGGGGGUGAUGGAGGGGUACGGCGGGUGCGAGGCGAAGCUGAGGUUUGGAGAGAAUGGGAGGGCUUUUGUGACGGACAAUGGGAAUUAUAUUGUGGAUAUGUAUUUGGAGAAGGAUAUGGGAGAUUUGAGGGUGGUUAGUGAUGAGAUUUUGAGGCUGCCUGGAGUUGUGGAGCAUGGGAUGUUUCUUGAUAUGGCUUCUACUGUUAUUAUUGCAGGUGAGCUUGGUGUUAAGAUCAAGAACAAAUACAGCUCUUGUUGUUGAUUUUCUUGUUUUUUUGGUGGGCAUUUAGGAUAAAGAGAGGGAUUAUUAUGAUUGGUUAAGAGGAAACUGAUGAUCUAGAGAUAAUAGAUAGGUUUUGGAAUGAUUGUUGUUAUGAUGUCAUUUGUGAAGAGAUUUGACUUUUCACAUGCUUGAUCAUCAUCUUAAUCUUAGUUCUUAAUAUAUAUAAACUGCAUUUUUGUUUCAUUGCUUUUUCGUCUUUCUAAAAUGGGCCUAUACAUUCUCAUGUGUUGGGCUUUGCUUCUGUUAAAUACCCUGGUCGACAUUGACAGGCUUUCUUACUACCACAAUAAAUCAAUAACUUUUUGAGUCUCAUAACUUUUAUAGCGCUUUUGUUGAUGAACACCCGAUCGUCGACAUGCGAUAAAUUAGGUGAAUAUUUCGAUGUAAUCAUUAACGCAAAAGAAUGAGAUGGGGUGUGCUGAUUUCAACUUUUAAUUGGUUUUGGUAGAACGGUUGGCCUAAAAGACCAAUUAAAAAACACUAUUAACAAAAAAACUAAUAGUACGUGGUUAGUUAAUCAACCUGUCAAAUGAUCAAUGAUUCCACCAGCUUGAACUGACGCACUCACACGAAUCAUCAUUCAGUCCAAUAAAAGAAAGUAUGAAUAUACCUCGGUGGUCAUUUGUUAAUCACCUAAUUAAUUACGGUUUGAAAAUUAUUAUAUCUCAUCUAAUUGUUUUAGGCAUUGUAUCUUUUUAGUUUAGAUGUUUUCCCAUGGUUAGCUAUUUUGAGUCUUUUUUGACCAUGGUAUAUAGUAUUAGAUAAUAUUACAAUAAAAGUGACCACGUGUAUGUAUAAUGUAUUGUACAUCUACAUAAAUGUUCCAUAUACUAUACGAUGCGACUCCCAUGAUAAUGAUAUUUUGGAGAUAAAGUAUAGUAGUAGUCAUAAGAUUCAAGAAUCUAUACUCCAUCUCUUUGCUUCAUCUGUAAACACACAUAAGUUUAUUUGUUUUAAUCUCCUGAAUAAUUCGUGGAGUUCAGAGAGAAAGAAAGGAAGCUUUAUUAAAGGCUUUAGCUUCAGGAAAAGACAGAUUCUAUUCUUUUAAGUCUCCUCUUUCUUCGCUUUUCCACUUCUUCUUUCUCCUUUCGGACAAAACAGAGAAGUUAACGGUACAAACCUCUUUCUCUCUUCUCCUAGUUCCUGUCCUAAAUUUUUGGUAUGCCUCUCGAUUCUCCCUGUCUUCUAGGCUCUUUUUUUCUCUCUCAUAUUUCGAUCUAUAUGUCUCUAUGAAUUCGUCUGUGUGUGUUUUUUUAUUUUCUUUCUAUUUUUCGGUUUCCCUUUCUCUAGCUUUUUUCUUUUCAAGUAAAUUUCAAGUAAACCGUUUCGAUAAACUUCUUACGCAGAUAA